CACGGGGCUCGCUCCGGACGGGGGGAGAGAAUCCAAAGAGCGAACCCAGCGGCAUCAUAUCCCUCCCACCGGCGCAGCACUGCACACGGAAACGGCCAAAGGAGAGCAGGAGCGGAGCGGAGCGGAGCGGAACGGGGGGCGAUGGGGAAGUACAUGCGCAAGUGCAGGCCGGGGGAGGAGGCAGCGGUGGGCGGCGUGGAGGUGACGCAGGCCGUCGGCGUCCGGACCCGGUCGCGGGCGGCCGCGGCCAACGUCGUCGUGUCCAAGAGGAGGAGGCCGUCGCUGCCGCCCAGCUCGCCCCUGGGCGGCGGCGCCGCCGCCGCUCGUGCCCAGAGCGGGAGCUGCUACCUCAAGCUGCGGAGCCGCAUGCUGUUCAUGGCCCCGCCGGCGCCGGCCUCGGCCUCGGUCUCCGCCGCCCGCCACGGGGCGGCGCCGCUACCGGCCGGCCUCUCGCGCUGCUCCAGCACGGCGUCGUCCGUGGACGCGUCGGCGGCUGGUCAGGACAGGAGCCUCCCGUCGUGCGGCUCCGACGCCGCUGCCAAGGCAGGCGUCCCCGAGGGCUCGGCGAGCAACAACGCGGAGAGCGGCGGCAACCGCGAGAGGAGAGAGACGACGCCGUCCAGCCAUUUCCCGGGCGACCUGAGCGACCUGGAGUCGGAUCUUGCCGGGAGCGGCCGGUCAUCACUUCCGCAAACACCGGCCACCCAGGUCCAGGUCCAGGCCGCCGCGAGGGCGAGGGUCCCGCCGGCGGCAGAGAUCGAGGAGUUCUUUGCGGCCGCCGAGGAGGCUGAGGCCAGGCGCUUCGCUUGCAAGUACAACUUCGACGUGGCGCGCGGUGUGCCGCUGGACUCCGGCCGGUUCGAGUGGACCCCGGCGGUGAGCAGCAGCUAGCUAGCUAUCUCAAUUCUCAAAGCGAGCGCGUGAGAGCGUGCAAAGGGGGGAGAGAAGCUGUAGCUAGAAAGUCACUCACUGUAGAGCUGGGGCGCCGGCCGGCCGGCCGUCCGUGUAGAAAGGCGAAGGGAAAAAGAUGCUCGGGAAAGAAGAAAAGAAGCAUUAUAGCCUAACCAACCAACCAACCAACCACCGAUUCAUCAGCAACUUUUUCAUUCGCUCACACUCACUCACAUACUCUCACCAUUAUCACCUCUCACACCCCCUUCUGAUUUCCCCAGCAGCUAGCAGUAGCAGUUUUACUUCCCUACUGGAGUACUUAUCUUUGACGACAGGAUAGAUCUCUCGAUCGGUCCCUUACUGUAAUUGUCACUUGGUAGUUAAUUACCUUACAUGUAUUUGCCUGGAUUUUUUUCACUGUACAUCGUCAGCUUGUAGCAGCAGCAGCUUCUGGCUGCGCCGCAGAUCUAUAAUUUGAUUUGAGUGAA
Molecule: messenger RNA, 1379 nt
Organism: Hordeum vulgare subsp. vulgare (domesticated barley)
Lineage: Eukaryota; Viridiplantae; Streptophyta; Magnoliopsida; Poales; Poaceae
Product: cyclin-dependent kinase inhibitor 1-like
Exons: 4
Coding region: 142-891 (249 amino acids)
Biological process (GO): negative regulation of cyclin-dependent protein serine/threonine kinase activity
Cellular component (GO): nucleus
Molecular function (GO): cyclin-dependent protein serine/threonine kinase inhibitor activity
Source: RefSeq, a predicted model, not a curated record